Molecule: messenger RNA, 1933 nt
Organism: Carcharodon carcharias (great white shark)
Lineage: Eukaryota; Metazoa; Chordata; Chondrichthyes; Lamniformes; Lamnidae
Product: syntaxin-binding protein 4
Exons: 18
Coding region: 143-1933 (596 amino acids)
Molecular function (GO): protein binding
Source: RefSeq, a predicted model, not a curated record
CAUGCUGGAGGUGCAUGUCAAUUCCUGAUUCCUGAGGUGAGGGGUUUGCCUUAAAGUUGAGCAGGCCGGGCCUAUACUCACUUUUGUUCAGAAGAAUGAGAGUGCAGUGGAAAUUCUUCGAGCAGCCUCUUCAUCCAAUAACAUGCGGCUGAUGAUAGCAAGGGAUGAACAGGGCAGGAGAGAAUUUGCAGAAUUAUUAGCAAACUAUGGGUCUCGAAGCAGCACAGGAUCGGCAAGGAAUUCACCCACACUACAAGGAACUGGCAGAACAUCUUCAAGCUCCUCGUCAUCCUCCCUGAGUUCUGAACAAUUAAGCCCAACCAGUUCUCGUGACUCGUCCAGUGGAAAUGCUGGAACUUUACUUUGCUCCAGUGCACAUUCCCAUACUGAUGAUGGAAUUCAGCUUGUUACCAUCACCAAAUCGACUGGCCUCGGGCUGACGGUGACAGGAGGGUCCAACAGACCUGAUGGGCCCAAGGUGUAUGUGGAGGAUAUCAUCGCAGGGGGAGAUUGUCAAAAGGAUGGUCGACUUCGUCCGGGAGACCAGCUGGUCGCUAUUAACAAGAAGUCUCUGAUUGGAGUUACGUAUGAGGAAGCCAGAAGCAUCCUCAAUAAAAUGAUGUUUACGAAUGAAGAAACCAUAACAAUUGCCUUUUUACCAGGCAAAGGAUCUUUACAUUCAAAUACUUCAUUACACAACGGGGACCACUCAGCUCAGAAGAACACUGGAAAUGGCUACAGUUCUUGUAGGUUGAAGGUUCAUGUCAGAACACCUAAGCCCCGACUUGAAGACCACUGUCCAGUGCCUUUCCAGUCACCAGACAUUUGCCCGCUAGAGCUCACUGACUCAGCUGCCAAAACAUCCAUUCAGAAAGAAGUGCCCAACAUCAAACGAAAAGUCUCUCUGGACCCUCACGUUCGGUUAAAGGUGGAUAAGCUUGAGUUGGCACUAAAGUACCUCGGACUACAUGUGACAGAAGAACGGAGAAAAAUGCUAAGGCAUAGUCUCACAAAUGAUUCACAGGGAACGGUGGCAUUUGGAGAUUUUGUGCAGGCAGCAAGAAUUACACUACCACAGGAGCUGGAGGAUGUUGGCCUAAGUCAAAGUCCCCUGAUGUUUUUUCCUCAUGAAGUUGCGAACCUACUGGACACAACAGCUUUCCAAUCUCCGAUCUUUUGCUCCAACACCUUCCAUGACUCAGAAAAUUUCAACCAUCUGCAGUCAGAGGUAACCAAACUCCGUCAGGAGAUUGAAAGAAUGAAGGGUCUUGUCAAGGAGAUGGAGAAGAAUAAGAAAGCACUGGAGGGGGAGCUUCAACAGGAGACUCAGAAAGCCACAGCCGCACUUGCAGAAAACAGAACAUUGCAGGACAAGUUGCGUUUGGGCAUUGCAGUUCAGCAUCGGGCUUGCAGCGCUGAGCAAGACUACGAGGAGGUAAUACGCCUUCUGGAGGCUGAGAUCACAGACCUCAAAACUGAGCUGGCAGGGAAGACGCCAAGUAAUUCAGCAGAGCUUACAAAGGAGGAUACUCGGGAUCUGCGGCAAAGACUGUCAAUCGCCAACUGCCAGCUGCAUACAUCUGAGCUCAGCCGCAAACAUCUGGAAAUCUCGAACAAGAAGCUAUUUUCCUUUGUUGAGAAAGUACACAAGGUUCUAACAUCUGCCACCCUGCAGGGGACUGACCAGGGGAUGAGCAAAUCCAAGCACCUCAGAAGAGAAAGCAGCCAGGGACCGGAGAGGCUGCUCGCCGCGGAAGCCAAGCAGCUGAUGGAGUGGGUCUGCUCCCCAAACAGUGAAAAUGCCUUGUUCACCAAGACAGAUGGUCUCCUCCCCCAGGAGCCAGCAGCACAGAGCAGGAAGAUCAGCCGGGAGAAAAACGCUCCGACGCACACACAUAAAAGCAGCCAGCCGCAAGAAAUAUUGUUUAUUUAA